This is a messenger RNA of Grosmannia clavigera kw1407, 969 nucleotides long. RefSeq names its product catalase domain containing protein. The record is from RefSeq and is a predicted model, not a curated record. Gene Ontology annotation, biological process: hydrogen peroxide catabolic process; response to hydrogen peroxide. NCBI's taxonomy places the organism in Eukaryota, Fungi, Ascomycota, Sordariomycetes, Ophiostomatales, Ophiostomataceae. Gene Ontology annotation, molecular function: catalase activity; heme binding. Gene Ontology annotation, cellular component: cytoplasm; mitochondrion; peroxisome. The transcript has 2 exons. The coding region runs from base 1 to 969 and encodes 322 amino acids.
AUGCCUCUUCCCACCGACAAAAAGGUUGUUGAUACCGGAAAGGAACUCCUUGGUAUCUUCAAGGACCUCGCUGCACACGCCAAGGGAAUCCUCCUCAAAGGCUCGUUUGUGCCCACGGCCGAGGCCGCAGCCCUCUCGCGCGCACCGCAUUUCAACCAGGCCUCCACACCCGUCAUUGUGCGCUUCUCCUCCUCGACCGACAUUCCUCAGAUUCCGGACAAUGAUCCCAACGGCAACCCUCGCGGGUUCGCACUUCGCUUCGUCCUCGCCGAGAAGCCGCGCCGCCAGCACACAGACAUUAUCGCCCACAGCACGCCAUUCUUUCCAGCCGCCACGCCAGAAGAAACCCUAGCUUUCUUCAAGGCCGUUUCAGGCGCCGGAACCAAUCCAGAUGCUUUCUCUGCUUUUGUGGCCGCCCAUCUGUCUGCGCAGGCGUUCCUAGCUGCGCCCAAGCCAACGCCGUCCGCCUUUACCCACGAGACGUUCUAUAGUGUCAACGCGUUCAAACUGAUCAACGCCGCCGGCAGCGAGAAGUACAUCCGCUAUCGUGUCGUGCCCGUCGCUGGCGUUGACAACCUCGACGAUGCGGCUGUGAAGACAAAGAGCGCGACGUUUUUGUUCGAUGGCGUGCGAUCCCAGAUCCAGGCAGCCUCUGCGGCCAGGGAGCCCAUCCGCUUCCGCCUGGUAGCCCAGGUAGCUCAGGAUGGAGAUGUCACUGACAACAACACGGUGCACUGGCCAGACUACGGUCCUGAAAAGCGGAAGGAGGUCACGCUCGGCGAGGUCACUCUGAACUCCUUGGUGGAGGAUGAUGCCGCUGAGCAAAAGUAUCUCAUAUUCGAUCCUGUGCCGCGUGUGGACGGUAUAGAGUCGUCGGAAGACCCACUGCUAGACUUGCGUGCUGCGCUGUACCUCCUUAGUGGACGGGAACGCCGUGCUGCCUCAAGUGAGAGGGGUGGGGGUGAGUGA